This is a messenger RNA of Ziziphus jujuba (common jujube), 846 nucleotides long. Its product is annotated as putative xyloglucan endotransglucosylase/hydrolase protein 1. The transcript has 4 exons. Gene Ontology annotation, molecular function: xyloglucan:xyloglucosyl transferase activity; hydrolase activity, hydrolyzing O-glycosyl compounds. The coding region runs from base 1 to 846 and encodes 281 amino acids. Gene Ontology annotation, biological process: cell wall biogenesis; xyloglucan metabolic process. Gene Ontology annotation, cellular component: apoplast; cell wall. NCBI's taxonomy places the organism in Eukaryota, Viridiplantae, Streptophyta, Magnoliopsida, Rosales, Rhamnaceae. The record is from RefSeq and is a predicted model, not a curated record.
AUGGAUUCUCUGCUGCAUAUCCCAGGUGCUUUUCUCAUAAUUCUUUUCAGUUUCAACCUUAAUUCAAUUCGUGCUGUAGAUGUUCCUUUUAACCAAAACUUCGAGAUCCUGUAUGGACAAGAUCAUACACAGUUGCUUGAUGAUGAUCAUGAAAUUCGGAUUUCCAUCGACGAGCAUACAGGAUCUGGCUUUCAUUCCAAAACGAAACAUGGUUCUGGAUUUUUCAGUAUGAGAGUGAAGCUCCCAAAGAAAGAUACUACUGGACUCAUUACAACCUUUUAUAUAAUUUCCGAUAAUGGUAACACUCGCGAUGAGGUCGAUUUUGAAUUCUUAGGUAACAAAAAAACACCUUAUGUGCUACACACAAAUGUGAUCAUGGAUGGAAACAUUAAUAGAACACAAGGAAUUAAGCUUUGGUUCGAUCCAACUGCUGAGUUGCAUGAGUAUAAACUUCUUUGGAAUCGACACCAAGUAGUGUUGUUUGUGGAUGAUACUCCAGUAAGAGUGUUCCAAAACAAUGAGAAAAUUGGAGUUCCUUACCCGACAAAGCCGAUGCAUAUAGUGUGUACCAUAUGGAAUGCAACAUGGGCUUCUUAUGGAAAGCCAGUAAACUGGAGCCAAGGACCAUUUGAUGCUCUCUAUCAUGGAUUUGGGGUUGAUGGGUGCCCAUCAGAGAGUAUAGAUCCUGAAGAAUGCUAUACUUCCCAAUAUUAUUGGAAUGAAGAGCAAUAUUGGUCAUUAAAUUCUACUCAACAAGAUGCAUAUAAGAAUGUGAGAAAGAAUCACAUGGCCUAUGACUAUUGCAAACAAAAUCCACAACCCCCAGAAUGCCUGAUUAACUCAUAG